Messenger RNA from Vicugna pacos (alpaca), 7264 nucleotides. RefSeq lists its product as uncharacterized. Gene Ontology annotation, biological process: regulation of transcription by RNA polymerase II. Gene Ontology annotation, cellular component: nucleus. Gene Ontology annotation, molecular function: DNA-binding transcription factor activity, RNA polymerase II-specific. NCBI's taxonomy places the organism in Eukaryota, Metazoa, Chordata, Mammalia, Artiodactyla, Camelidae. The record is from RefSeq and is a predicted model, not a curated record.
GGGACUUCCGGCGCCCCGUCGUGGCGGCCGUUUUGGCGGUUGUUCGGUUCGUUCACCGGGUCUGAGGUUACGGAGAGAGUCGAGACUGAGAAGGUUCGAGAGGAGACGCCGCCCGGGGGUCGCCGCUCCCGCGUCCCCCUCCUCCCCCGCCGCUCCCGCCCUCAGACCCCGAUGGCGGCGGCCGCGCUGAGGGACCCGCCGCAGGUGUCUGUGACUUUUGAAGACGUGGCCAUUUACUUCUCCCAGACGGAGUGGGGGCUCCUUGAUGAGGCUCAGAAGUUCCUGUACCGGGAUGUGAUGCUGGAGAACUUUGCACUUACAAGGUCCCUGGAUUGUUGGCGUGGAGCAGAGGAUGAGGUGGUACUGUCUGAGCAGAGUGUUUCUAUAAGUGAGUCACAGAUCAGGAUUUCUAAGCCGGUGCCUUUAAACCUGAAGACUUGCCCCUGUGAGAAGUGUGUCCCAGCCUUGAAAGACAUUUUGCAGCUGACUGAGCUCCAGGCAGCAUAUCCAGGGCAGAAAUCGUACUUUGAUGGGGGCUCCAGAGGCUUCUGGUUGAAUACAAAUCUUCAGCAGUACCAAGAGCAUGACAGCAGAGAGAAAAUCUUUGAAGUGGACAUGGACAAGGCCUCAUUUGUGACAAGCCUCACAUUCCAUGUGUCAGGGAAGCCCUUCCCCUGUGGGGAGGAUGGAAAGGACUUUCUAGCUACCUUGGGCCACCCUCAGCACCAGGCCACUCUCAGCGGUGAGAAGCCACACGGCAGCAUUGAGUGUGGGGAGCGCUUUCACAGUGGAAAAAGCCGUAAGAAGUUGGUUGAGUGCCAGAAAGUUUUUGGCAACACUGACACACUUCACCACCAGAGAGUCUGCCCUGGAGAAGGUCUGGAACGUAGCAAAUACAAAGACAGGUUUGUCAAGCACCAGCAAAUUCACACUGGAGAAAGGCCUUAUGAGUGUAGCGAAUGCAGGAAGUUCUUUAGCCGCAGGACCCACCUCAUUCGACACUGGAGAGUUCACACUGGAGCAAAGCCUUAUGAUUGCAGUGAAUGUGGGAGAUCUUUUAGCCAGAAAUCUGACCUCAUUCAACACCAGAGAGUUCACACUGGAGAAAGACCUUAUGAAUGCCGUGAAUGUGGGAAAUCCUUUAUCCAGAAAUCCAUCCUCAAGAAACACCAAAGAGUUCACACUAAUGAAAGGCCUUAUAAAUGCAGUGCAUGUGAGAAAUCGUUUAGCCAAAGUUCCGGCCUCCUUCGACACAAGAGAGCUCACACUAGAGCAAGGCCUUAUGAGUGCACUAAAUGUGGGAAAUCAUUUGGCUGUACAACCCACCUCAUUCGACACUGGAGAGUUCACACUGGAGUAAGGCCUUAUGAUUGCAUUGAAUGUGGAAAAUCUUUUAGCGAGAAAUCCGUCCUUAUUCAACACCAAAGAGUUCACACUGGAGAAAGGCCUUACAGAUGCAGGGAAUGUGGGAAGUCCUUUAGCCAGAAAUCUGUCCUUAUCCAACACCAUAGAGUUCACACUGGAGAGAGGCCUUAUGAGUGCAGUGAAUGUGGGAAAUCCUUUAGCCGCAAAACCCACCUCAUUCGACAUGAGACAGUGCACACUGGGGCAAGGCCUUACGAGUGCAAUGAAUGUGGGAAAUCCUUCACUCAGAGCUCUGGCCUCCUUCGGCACAGGAGAGCUCACAUGCAGUGAACGUGGGAAACCCUUCGGCUGCAGAUCUGAUGUCGGUCAGCACCACAGCGUUCACACUGGAGGGAGGCCUUGUAUGUGCAGGCAGUGUGCUCCUCCCUCAUUUAGUGUGAGUGUCGGAGGAAAGCCUCUGUGAGGAGCCAUCUCCCUGAAUUGAAUCUUGUGUCCGGAUAUCCACAGGCUGGAGAUGGAUUCGCCAUAAACUUGAGUGCUGUGGGAAGCAUGUAUAACCUGCCCAGGGUCCUUGCCAGGUAGAUCACUGCUGGUUCCUGUGGCAGAAGCCACUUCUCUAGCGUCUGGCAGGAUCACACAGUUGGCGUCCGUCACCACCCUCGUCGCUCAGUGCAGCUGGUCUGUGCUCUCCCAUCUGUUGGAAUAUGAGUAUCCUGAGCCCUUAGGGGUCUUCACUCCCUUCUCUCUGAGAAGUUAGCGUGUGGACCUGACCCUGUGUUGGCCCAGAGAAUGCAAUCUGAGUUCUGCUUGCAGAGCAGGACUUGCUAUCUCAGGGACGAGGUCUCAGGUGGCACUUGUGAUGGUUUUCCAGCUUCCAAGUAGCCUGCUGCACAUUUCUCUGGCUUGUGCAAUAAUAAAGGCCUUUCUGUUUAAGCACCUAAGUGUUAGAAAUUCUGUUCAUUGUGUGGAGUGGCUUGAAAGCACAAUAGGACUGUUAACUUGAGGAGUAAGCUUCACUUUUGGGGAGCCAAAGUUCGGGUGCCUCCAGGGGCAGUGUGAUGGCGGAUCAUGGCACUCUCAUUUUGGCCGAGUUUGCUUUGCUGGCAAGGCCUGCUAGGAAGGACUGCUUGUAGUCGUGAUUGCCUGGAUACCAGAGGUCUGUGGUUCAGAGGCAUCCUGAGGAAGGGGCGGCUGUGACAGUGCUUCUGAAGACAGUGUGGUUGUUUUUGUUUUCUCACAGAGGACAACACACAACGCCCAGCAUUACUGAGGGGAAUCGUAACCCCAGUUUCUCCAAAGGAGCCAUAGACCCUGAUACCCACAAUUCAGUGGGCUAGUGCCCGUAGUUGGAAGACUUCAGGGGCAGGGGAGACCACAGUGGGGCAUAAACACUGGUUAAUAGUGGAGGAGGCUGCAGCAAAAGACGUGGAAUGUACCUCUUCUAACGAUAAUAGGCACGCACGUCCUGCUGACAGUGACUGCAGGGUAAGUGUGUACGGAGGUGUCAGGACCUCCAGGUGUGCUUAUCUUGUGAAGUCAUCGGCAGACAAAGUAAGGGUUGUGUGGAUCCCUGCAGCCUUUCAGAGCCGUUCACCUCAAGGCCACUGCUAUGCAGGCAGCAGAAGGAUGGAGAGGUAACUGGUUUAGCGAGCAGUCUUCUUGACUCAGCUGGAAAUGGCCUUCAUUAUUUGCCAGUAUUUCCUGCCACCGAGGAGAGACUGUACCUCAAAGCACAAGGAGUGAGAUAGUGGAGUCAAUACGGAAUGAUUUUCUGAAAAGUGGGAUUUAGAUUUUUAUAAUGAACCAUGUUUUAAACCUGCAUUAAGUUACAGUGGGCGUAGAAUAAGUUGUAUACACUUCAAGUGUACGAUUUGAUAAGAUUUCACAUGUAUAUACUCGUGAUACCAUCAUCAUGGUAAGGAGUGUAUUUCCAAGCUGAUAUGAACAUUAGUUUUCAAUUACUUACAUGAAUAUGGUUCAUUUUUUUUCUAUCGAUAACUCAGAAUACAGUGCCUGAGUCUGUGGGUGGAUAUUUAACUUUUUAGGAAGUUACCAAACUGAUCUAAAAUGGUUGUGUUUCUUGUUUGUUUGUUUUUUGCAUUCCCACCAGCAGAGUGUGAGAAUUCUAGUUCCUUCACACCCUUGUUAAUAUCUGCUAAGGUCACUUUUUUUGCAGGGCAAAAGGUGUUAGGUUUGUUUGUUUAUCUUAUUUUAUUUAUUUUUAAUGGAGGUACUUGAGAUCAAACUCAGGAUUUCAUGCACACUAAGCACAUAACAUUACCACUGAGCUACACCUCCCACCCCCCAUAAGGUCACUUUUGAAUUUUACCCUUUCAAAAUAAGUGUGUGUUGGUCAUUUAUGGUUUUAACUGCGUUUCCCUAAGGAUUUGCUGAGCAUUAUGUCAUGUGUUUGCUGCUCACAUAACUUCUUUAGUAGGAUACUUCUUGUAUUUGGCCUGUUUUGUAUUUUGUGAGUUUGGCUGUUUGCCUUUUAGUUACAGUAAGAAACAAGAAAGACAUGUUGGAAUUUUACUUAUUCUUCAAUGGUGUGAGUGACUUCUUUGCUGCAUGGAAUAAUUGUUUUUGUAUACUGGAAGAAUAUCCGUCAUUUUUUCCUCUUUAUUUUUGGUGGCGUGCACAGUGUAAUGGACACAUAUACCAAACACAUUAUUAACAUUCUCCAUCACGUUUCUAAGUGUGGACAUCUGAUACAUUGCAUUUAACAAUAGUGUAAAUCAAGCCCUGGUUUGUGAUGUUUGGCAGUUUCUUUGGUGUCAGUACUCUACCAUGACCCAUUUCAGACUCCCAACGUGUCAGUGCGCAGAGCUGGGAAGAGCGGCAGUAGCACAUCACUGUGUUUCCCUCACGCGGAGAGAGCAGCCACACUCCUGAGAACAGAUUGUGAAACAGAGAGGAAUGAAUAGAGAGUGACGAUGUUUGAGUGUUUGUGACUUAGAAGAGUUUAACUGAAAUAUAACUGACUUUAUGUACAUAUUUCAAACAUCAGAAAUUUUGAUGUUUUGAUGCAUAAACGUUUCCUUGUGCCAUUUUAAUUUUUUUUGAUUGGUUAUUCCUUGCACCCUUUUAAAUUUUGUGGGGAGAAUAAUUAGGUUGGUUUGUUUACUUAUUGGAGGUACUGGGGAUUGAACCCAGGACCUUGUGCAUGCUAGGCACACACUCUACAACUAAGCUGUACCCUCCCCUACUCAAUGUUAAAUUCAUCCUUUCGACAUACAAGAUUUCUGAUAUAGGAUAUAUUCUACCAUUUGUAAUGGCUAUUUUCAAAUAUAUACAAAAGUGGAAAAGACUAUCUUCUGGGUCCCCCAUCUUCCAUCAUUAUUUAUAAUUGUUCUUGUUUCAUCUCUCAUGCACAUUAGUGGGUUGUGUUACUUAUAAACUCAGAUGUCAUGUUGUUUAAUGCAUAGCUUCUUGAAAAUGUUUUUCUAAAAUGCAAGAGUUUUUUGAUAGUGACAAUAACUUUUUCACAGAAAAUAAAAAUAUUUUAAAAUGUGAUAAAUAUUUUAUCCAUGCUGAAUUUUGUGAGUUUUCUCAAAAGUGUGUUUGUUCUUGAAGACAGACUACAGACAUACCUUGUUUUACUGUGCUUCACAGAUACUGUGUUUUUUUGUUAUAAAUUGAAGGUUUGUGGGAACCCUGCAUUGAGCAAGUUUCUCGGCACCAUUUUUCCAACAGGAUUUGCUCACUUUGUGUCUCUCACAUUUUGGUAAUCCUCACAGUGUUUCAGACUUUUUCAUUAUAAUAUUUGUGAUGGUGAUCCGUGGUCAGCGAUCUUUGAUGUCACUGUUGCAGUUGUUUUGGAGUGCCACGAACCGCACCCAUAAAAGGUGGUGAACUUUAUCGAGAAAUGUGUGUGUUCUGACUGCUCCACUGACUGGCUGUUACCCUGUCUUUCUCCCUCUCCUCGGGCCUCUCUUCCCUGAGACACAAAAGUAUUGAAAUUAGAUCAAUUAAUAAGCCUACAGUAACCUCCAGUGUUUAAGUGACAGGAAGAGCCAUAGCAUGUCUCUCACUUUAAAUCAAAAGCUAGAUAUGAUUAAGCUUAAUGAGGAAGGCAUGUCAGAAGCCAAGACAGGCCAAAAGCUAGGCCUCUUGUGCCAAGCAGCCAAGUCAAGAAUGCAAAGAAAAAGUUCUUGAAGGAAAUUUAAAAUGCUACUGCAGUGAACACAUGAAUGAUAAGAUAGUGAAACAGCCUUAGUGCUGAUUUGGAGAAAGCUGCAGUGGUCUGGAUAGAAGAUCCAGCCUGCCACAGCAGCCCCUUAAGCCAAAGCUGAAUCCAGAGUAAGGUCCUGACUCUCUUCGAUUCUGUGAAGGCUGAGAGAGGUGAGGAAGCUACAGAAGGAAAACUUGAAGCCGGCAGAGGUUCGUUCGUGCCGUGUAAGGAAGGAGGUGGUUUCCAUGACAUGGAAGUGCAGGUGAAGCCGCAAGUGCUGAUGCAGAAGCUGCAGGAAGUUCUCCAGGAGAUCCAGCCAAGACGCCCCGUGAAGGUGCUGCACUGAACAAGAGAUUUUCAGUGUAGAUGAAACAGCCUUCUGUUGAAAGAAGAUGCCAUCUAGGACUUUCAUGCCUAAAGAGGAGACGUCAACACCUGACUUCAAAACUUUGAAGGACAGGCUGACUGAGGGGCUGAUGCAGCUGGUGACUUUCAGUUGGAGCCAGUGUUCAUUUACCCUCUGAAAAUCCUAGGGCCCUAAGAGCUAUUGUAAAUCUCCUCUGCUGUGCCCUAGAAAUGGACCACCAACGCCCGGAUGACAGCACAGCUGGUUACAACAUGGUUUACUGAAUAUUUCAAGCCCACUGUUGAGACCUACUGCUUCAGAGAAAAAGAUUUCUUUCAAAAUGUUGACAAUGCAGUUGUUUACCCGAGAACUCUGAAUGAAAUAUCCAAUGAAAUUAAUGUUCUUAUGCCUGUUCACACAGGAUUUUUUCUGCUGCCUGUGGAUCAAGUAGCAUUUUGACUUUCAAGUCUUAACAUUUAAGAAAUACAUUUUGUAAAGCUAAAGCUUCCAUAGAUAGUGAUUCCUCUGCUGGAUCUCAGCAAAGUCAACUGCAAACCUUCUGGAAAGAACUCAGCAUUCUAGGUGCCAUUGAGAACAUUGUGAUUCAUGGGGGGAGGUCAAAAUGUCAACACUAACAGCACUUUGGAAAAAGUUGAUUCCAACCCUGAUGGAUGACUUUGAGGGGUUCAAGAUCUCAGUGGAAGAAGUAAUUGCAGAUGUAGUAGAAAUAGCAAGAGAAUUAGAAGGGGAGCCCAAAGAUGACUGAAUUCCUGCAAUCUCGUGAUAACAUUUUCAUGGGUAAGGAGUUGCUUCUUAUGGAUGAGCAAGGAAAGUGGUUUCUUGAGGUGGAAUCUUCUGGUGAAGAUGCCAUGAAGAUUGCUGAAAUGACAAGAGAUUUAGAAUGUUACCUAAACUUAGUUGACAGCGCAACAACAGGAUUUGAGAGGAUUGACUCCAAUUUUGAAGGCAGUUCUCCUGUGCAUAAAGUGCUGUUAAGCAGCAUUGCACGCUACAGCAAAAUCAUUUCUGAAAAGAAGAGUCAAUGAAUGAGGCAAACUUCACUGUUGUCUUAAGUUGCCCCAGCCACUCCAGCCUUCAGCAAACACCACACUGAUCAGCCAGCAGCCAUCAACAUCCAGGCAAGACCCACCACCAGCAAAAAGAUUACAGCUUGCUGAAGGCGCAGAUGAUGGUUAAUAUUUUUUAGCUGCUUGUAUUUUUUAAUGAGGGUUUUAAAAAAAGAUAUGUGUCAUAUGCGUAAUAAACUACAGUAUAGUGUAAACAACAUGUACACUGGGGAACCAAAAAAGUUUGUGUGACUCACUUUAUUGCAUUAUUUGCUUUAUUGCGGUGGUCUGGAACCAAGGCUGCAAUGGUAUGUC